Molecule: messenger RNA, 6233 nt
Organism: Eptesicus fuscus (big brown bat)
Lineage: Eukaryota; Metazoa; Chordata; Mammalia; Chiroptera; Vespertilionidae
Gene: PSEN1
Product: presenilin 1
Exons: 14
Coding region: 405-1919 (504 amino acids)
Biological process (GO): smooth endoplasmic reticulum calcium ion homeostasis; negative regulation of apoptotic process; amyloid-beta metabolic process
Cellular component (GO): neuronal cell body; membrane raft; cell cortex
Molecular function (GO): beta-catenin binding; cadherin binding; aspartic endopeptidase activity, intramembrane cleaving
Source: RefSeq, a predicted model, not a curated record
CGACAGCGGUGAAGCCUUUUGGGCGGGGCCUGGGCCGGGCAGCUCCUGAGGCCGAGAUUUCACAUCGGAAACAACAGGCGCUGCUCGCGAAGGAACCUCGGCUGCGGGCGGUCGUAGGAGGCGGCGGCGAGGAGGAAGUAGGAAAAUAACAACGAAAUUAAAAGCAUCAUUUGUCUGUUUUGCACAAGAUGAAUAACGUAUUCAAGGUUCACUGUGGGAGAUAGUAUGCAUAGUGUGCAGAAAACUACAUGGCAGAGCACAUUGUAAAGACCUAAUCCAGGAGUCUGCAAGUGACAGCAGCCUGUGAGGUCCUUAGGAAGCUCAGCCUGGAGGAGGACACAUGAAAGAAAGAACCCCAAGAGGCUUUGUUUUCUGUGAAAAGGUAUUUCUGUACAGUUGCUCCAAUGACAGAGUUGCCUGCACCCUUGUCCUACUUCCAGAAUGCACAGAUGUCCGAGGACAACCACCUGAGCAAUAUUGGGGCGGCACGGAACAUGGCGGGCAUCAGCGAUGUGGCGCUGGCAGCAGGUGGCAGUGGAGGUGCUGCUGGCCCCAAUGGGCCCCAACGAGAGCUGGACCGAGGCACGAUGGUGGAGCAGAAUGACAGUAGAGAACGGCAUGAGCACAGCAAUGAAAGGCGGAGGCGGGGCAACCCUGAGCCAUUGUCUAAUGGAGGACCCCAGGGUAACACACUGCAGGUGGUGGAACAAGAUGAAGAAGAAGAUGAGGAGCUGACACUGAAAUAUGGCGCCAAACAUGUGAUCAUGCUCUUUGUCCCCGUGACUCUCUGUAUGGUGGUGGUUGUGGCUACCAUCAAAUCAGUCAGCUUUUAUACUCGGAAAGAUGGGCAGUUAAUCUAUACUCCAUUCACAGAGGACACCGAGACUGUGGGCCAGAGAGCCCUGCACUCGAUUCUGAAUGCUGCUAUCAUGAUCAGCGUCAUUGUUGUCAUGACUAUUCUCCUGGUGGCUCUAUAUAAAUACAGGUGCUAUAAGGUCAUCCAUGCCUGGCUUAUUAUUUCAUCUCUAUUGUUGCUGUUCUUUUUCUCAUUCAUUUAUUUGGGGGAAGUGUUUAAAACCUAUAAUGUUGCCGUAGACUACAUUACUAUUGCCCUCCUGAUCUGGAAUUUUGGUGUGGUGGGAAUGAUUGCCAUUCAUUGGAAAGGUCCACUGCGACUCCAGCAGGCGUAUCUCAUCAUGAUCAGUGCCCUCAUGGCCCUGGUAUUUAUCAAGUACCUCCCAGAAUGGACUGCAUGGCUCAUCUUGGCUGUGAUUUCAGUAUAUGAUUUAGUGGCUGUUUUGUGUCCAAAAGGCCCACUUCGUAUGCUGGUUGAAACAGCUCAAGAAAGAAAUGAAACUCUCUUUCCGGCUCUCAUUUAUUCCUCAACCAUGGUGUGGUUGGUGAAUAUGGCAAAAGGAGACCCAGAAGCCCAACGGAAGGUAUCCAAAAACUCCAAUUAUAAUGAACAAAACACAGGGAGUGAGUCACAGAACCCUGUGACAGAGAGUGAUGAUGGUGGCUUCAAUGAAGAGUGGGAAGCCCAGAGGGACAGUCGCCUGGGACCUCAUCACUCUACAACUGAGUCACGAAGUGCUGUACAGGAAAUUUCCAGCAGCAUCCUAGCCAGUGAGGACCCAGAGGAAAGGGGAGUAAAGCUCGGAUUAGGAGAUUUCAUUUUCUACAGUGUUCUGGUCGGAAAAGCUUCCGCCACAGCCAGUGGAGACUGGAACACGACCAUAGCCUGUUUUGUAGCCAUAUUAAUUGGCUUGUGCCUUACAUUAUUACUCCUCGCCAUCUUCAAGAAAGCAUUGCCAGCUCUCCCGAUCUCUAUCACCUUUGGGCUUGUUUUCUACUUUGCCACAGAUUAUCUUGUGCAGCCCUUCAUGGACCAGUUAGCAUUCCAUCAAUUUUAUAUUUAGCAGAUUUGUGAUGAGACUUCCAUGGAUUUUUCUCCUUUGACUAUAAUAAACUCUGGGAAGGACAACGGUGAUUUUCCUGUGUCUACAUCUAACAAAGUCACAGUUCCCAGCUGGACUUUCUGCAGCUUCCUUCCACGUCUUCCUGACCACCUGCACUGUUGGCCAUUGGAAGGAGGUGUCGACCGAAAAUGGUUUUGAACGUACGUCAUGGUGGUGGGCGGAGUCCCUUGGAAAAAAAUACCAGAUUUUAGGGACAAGGACAAAGAAAAGUGAUGGGCCAAAAAGUUGCUGUGCUCCACCAGCAGUUCCAGAGGUGGCUUUCCCAGCACUGCAGACUCUCAGGACUGCAUGGUCACGAUGUUAGAUGGAGUGGUUUAAACCAAACGGGACUCGUCAUCGGAAACGCGUGUAAGCCUAAUCAGUCUGUGUUGAACUCUAAACCUUUUCAGGAGGUACUAUGAGGAAGGCAGGUACCAGCAGCAAAAUGGGAAGGCGAAAAGGGGUUCAAACUUUCACUCUCAAAUUUCUUUUGCUGCAAACUUGACAUUUUUAAAUAAGACGUUUUUUUCACCUGGAGUCGAGUCAGAUGUAUAAGAUGAUUUGGACGAUUUUUGUUCUCAAGCACUGACACUCAUUACCAUCUAUGGUUGCCAUUCCCUCCCAAGGCCAGUAUGAAUUUAUGUGAGGUUGCUUUAUCUUAAAAGUGUUAACCUCAGGUUCCAAGUUCAGUAAUUUCUGGAAAUAAUGGAACUAUGACAACGAUUCUCUCUCACCCUUAGGUAAUUCUGGUUUUGCCCCAAAUUCCUAAUUUUUAGACAGACUUGUAGGUUUGCUUGCCCUCGAUGCCUUCUUUGUUCCCCGUCUCUCCCUUCACUCGCCCAUACACGGUUCUUUCAGAAGACAGCUCUGUUGUGGAAGCAGGCGGUCCCGUUAUCUAGGAUGUUCCUUUGUGUGGUGCACAGAACGUGUUAUGAAUCAGUGCUAUCAGCCUCGCUGUCAUCAUUUCCUCAGUAGCAAAUACAAUGUGUGCCCAGAGACAGUAGCAUUAAAGAAGAGUAAAUGGCUGGUGAAGCACUUUCUGUCCUGGUUUUCUUUUUUUAGUACAACCGAGUGUCUCUGACAGUAGGUCAGAGUUCAGACCAAUAGCCAGGAGCUGGUGGUUUAUAGAGUCAGGAGUCAGGUGUGUCUGUGCCAAGCAGGAGCUGGGAGAAAGCCAUUAUUGCCCUUGGUGAGCCGGCGGAGGACCUAGGGUCAGGCGGAGAGCCAGGUGCCAACAGAAGGAAGAGGGGCCUCCAACAGCCAGUGGCACCAGAUGAGCUCAGGUCCUGUGGGCAGAUACGGAGAUCCAAGUUACUCCGCCGGAACCUCGCAGUGGGCGUUCUGUGGUUUCCCUUCUGCCUUGCGUCUCAGUGUACCUUUGUGUGAACUGGGCAGUGGGGUCAGGCCCAGGCCGUUCAGCUGGACAUGCACAUAAACAGAGCCAUCGCCUGUGGGCACACGGCACCCCUAAACCAAGCUCUUCCAGGGCACAACCCUUCUGUUACCGCCAGUUAGUGAUCCGUUUCCAUCGGGCGGGAGAAAGACCUGCAUUUCCUCGUCCUGCCGCGCUCAGCCUGUGGUACAGCCGGGACGGGCUGGUUCCCCUCGCAGGUUAGGGUGUUUGCUUCCUGUCGUGGAAUAUCUCUUAGAACCUGCCUCGAGGAGCAGCGUGCUGGUACUAACCUGAGUGCAAGUGAAAACCGGCUCGUGUUGGGCAGUUGAGAACUGCGGGAAAACAAGCUGCCAAGACAGCCAGGCCGAGGGCAGUGGGAACUCUCGCAUCCAUUUUUGUUUGUUUAGCCCCCUUUUCCCGAGAUUCUCUUUUUCUCCUCAGACACGUGGCAGUGUCGUGGGUACUCCAGAAAUCACAGCAUUCAACAGCUACAGCAGAGCCCCCUGAACACCAAUCUGAUUUGAAACUGCCUUGAAGGAGCCCUAAUCUGGAGAAGUUUAUCUGUGCGAGGGUUCUCCUCUCAGAAGAGGGUGUGUGCGUGUGUGUGCAUGUGUGUGCGUGUGCGUGUGUUUAGAUCCACCCUGUGUAUUACUGUCCCGUGUAGAAAGAUUGCACUAAACCUGUCACUUUCUACAAGAUGAAACCACAUCUCAGCACAGAGAAAGCACAUCGUAUUCUUUAAAUCACCAAUCUCAGACGCAGAACCUUGUUUUCAAAUCUUUUUAGAAUCAAUUCAGUCAUUCCUGAAAUAUCAAAAUGCUAGUCUUCCACCGGGAAAUACCAGUUGUCACUGAAGAGAACAGUGGCAAGUCCACUGAGCCGGGGUGGCCCUGGGGCCAGGCCACACAAACCAGAAAGCAUGGCCAGCCGAGCCAGCCCACUCAGUAAAAGGAAGGAAAACGUAGGAAGAAGUGGCCGCUGACGCCUGGGUCUGACUGGCCGGCAGAAGGAAGGUUUUGUGACACAGCAUGGUGCUACAGACCAGCCUGUGGAAGUACCCACCACGUUUGGAAGGUUUUUCGUUUUUUCAAAGAGGAAGGGCUCACUUUCCUGUUUUCGAUUUUUGGUAGGUUAGUGUGUGGUCUUAGGGUCGCAGCUCUCCGUAUAAAUGACUAAAUUUCUUUUUUUUUUAAAUAUAUUUUAUUGAUUUUUUACAGAGAGGAAGGGAGAGGGAUAGAGAGUUAGAAACAUCGAUGAGAGAGAAACAUCGAUCAGCCGCCUCCUGCACACCCCCCACUGGGGAUAUGCCCGCAACCAAGGUACAUGCCCCCGACCGGAACCGAACCCGGGACCUUUCAGUCCGCAGGCCGACGCUCUAUCCACUGAGCCAAACCGGUUUCGGCUAAAUGACUAAAUUUCUUGAUCAGAAAAAAAUAGAAGCUUUCUGAGCAACUUAGAACAUUCAUAAGUGAGCAAAUUACUGAUUUCACUAUGGAAGCAACAGUCGUCUUGUUCACAGUUUGUAGAAUGUGAGACAGAAGUUAAGCCACCUCCAGGGCCAGGCGUCUCGAAGCCUCUGAUCCUGUGCCCGGCGCCCAGCCUCACAGUCCCCAUUUGUGAUGUAGCCCUGGAAGGGAAAGUUCAGAUACCACUAUGAACAGAUUUGUUCAGUCUCUUCCAUGGUGCUGGAGUCCGAAGAUGCAACAGUGAGUAAGAUCUGUCUUCAGGUGGUUGAGCGUCGACCUAUGAACCAGGAGGUCACGGUUCAGUUCGAUCCCCUGUUGCAGGUUUGAUCCCCAGUAGGUGCUGUGCAAGAGGAAGCCAAUCAAUGAUUCUCUCAAAUCAAUAAACAAAUUAAAAAAAAAAAAAGAUCUAUGCUCAGAAUGCAGCUGUAGUCUCUUGUUUUCUGGUAUAUGCCACCUUAAACGUUUCUAAAAUAUCAGGUGCUGGUCAUUAACGCCUUUCACAGUUACUGUUAUUUGAGCGCUUAUAAUAUUGAUGUUACAAAGGUGACUUGAUUUUCCCAGAAUUGCAUCCUUUCAGUAAAGUUCUUGUUUUUCUCUAAUCUUGCUUUCGGAUAGUCUGUAAACCAUUCUCCUCACCUCCACGUGUGUCCUGAACACUGAGUUUAGGAAGAGACUUGAAAACUGGACAUGUGGUUUUGCCCUGGGAUGAAACAGGAUCACCAUCGUAAGUGUGAGCCCAGAAGUGAUCUUGGGAUUUCUCCAGUUUUUAAAGUCCCCAAAACACAGAAGAUGAAAAACGGUUUCAGCUUUCACAGCCCUCCUUGAAACUGCCAAGCGGAGCGAACCAACAAGGCCGCCAACGAGCUCGCGUCCCCAGCCCUCUGAAGGCAUCGGGUCCUCCCCUCCGCUAGGAAGCACCACAGAUCUGUGUGUUAAAAAUCAGCCUGGAGCUGAAAUGAACCCCUUCCUUGAACGUCAGAGCUUUCCCAGGGCCUCAGGCAGCUGCAACGUCGCCCCGAGGAAGUGGCUGGGUCCCCCAGGGCCCUCGAGUGCGGUGUUAGCACUUCAGUCUGAUCCGUGUAGCAGGGAGGAUUUGCCAGAAAGCAAUUUUCCUUUUGAAACAAAUAAUUGUAACAGGGCAGCUUCAAACUCAGCUGUCUAGAGGAGCAAAUCCAGGCCUGUUCCGUUUGCUGUGUGAUUGGCGGGCUGGGAUGCGGGUUCAGCGGAUCCUUGACUCUCACGUGUUCACGGUCUGGCUUUUGCUCCUGCAGACACUGCUUUGUACGUGAUUCAGACAGACUGUGAAUGCAUCUUUUUUAAAUGCCUUUCAAAUUCUUGGUAAGAGAGAUGGUUAUUUUGAUAGAUGGUUGCAGAUUUUCCUGUGUUUGUCAAAGGAAUAAAGGCUGCAUGGAUCCA